AUGCAACUGGGAUAUGGCGGCACUUUGCCCGCCAAAACUACGGUUACAGCAACUGAAGAACUGGGAUACGGGGAUAUGAAACUGGACAACAGCAAGGCUCCCAAUCAAGUCUCGUCGUUGGAGUAUGAAGAUGCGUCUCCUAGUAGCACCAAUGGCAUGCCACUCACUACUAAUGCUCACAACAAGGUGUUUGACCCUGCAUCCUACUAUGCCACACGCCGUCGAAACAGCAUGAGUACUGGAGGAUGCCGCAACAGUGGUAUCAGUGGACUGGCACGAGUCCAUCGUGGUGGUGGUCGAAGAGCAUCCAUGGAACACACUUCUUCCACGACUUCUCCCACCACAGAGCCGCAGCAACCAACACGGUCAGCCGUGUCGUUUAAAAUGCGCCGGCGUUCCACGAGUAGCAAGGAGGAGACACAAGAUCGGGGCACGUAUUCCAUUACCAGCUUUAUUAAAAUGGAAAGUGGUGUUGGAGUCGACGACAGCAGCCAUUCCAUUGAUGGGAGCAUGGCUCGCCGUGGAAUCCGUCGUAGCAUGAGCUGCGACGAAUCUGACCGUCAUCGUUUGAGUCGCAUGCACUCCAACAUGAGCGCUGAUAGUAGUGCCGCUCGUCGCGACUUUUGUGCCAACAAUAAUAGCACCGAACGCACAACUGGAACGACGAAAAACAAACAGGAUACCGCCGCUUUUUUGGGGUCACGAAUCAUCCGACUGGACAGCAGCAACCCGGGACGCAGAGGAUCGCUACUAAAAGGGCACAUGAAACAAAAAGCGAAUGUGAACUUGAUUAAGAGCUGCUUGCUAAGCUAA
Messenger RNA from Seminavis robusta, 813 nucleotides. NCBI's taxonomy places the organism in Eukaryota, Bacillariophyta, Bacillariophyceae, Naviculales, Naviculaceae. The record is from the annotation of a GenBank genome assembly.